Molecule: messenger RNA, 1866 nt
Organism: Alternaria burnsii
Lineage: Eukaryota; Fungi; Ascomycota; Dothideomycetes; Pleosporales; Pleosporaceae
Product: choline dehydrogenase
Exons: 3
Coding region: 1-1866 (621 amino acids)
Biological process (GO): secondary metabolite biosynthetic process
Molecular function (GO): oxidoreductase activity, acting on CH-OH group of donors; flavin adenine dinucleotide binding
Source: RefSeq, a predicted model, not a curated record
AUGCCGUCGGUCAGGUAUACCUCGCUUGCCGUGCUUCUCGGCCUCCUUUCCACAGUCACAGCAGUAGCAGUGAACGUGCGACAAGCGUACUCAGAGUCGGCAACCUAUGACUACAUUGUUGUGGGCGGAGGACUCAGUGGGUUGGUAGUUGCCAACCGAUUGACUGAGAAUGCAAAUAUAUCCGUGCUGGUCAUCGAAAAUGGGGUCAUCGACGACAGACCCACGACGAGUGUGCCGUAUUUUGCCAACAUUAAUGUCGAGAAUUACUAUCCCAUCACAUCUGCACCAGAACCAUUCAUGCAGAACAAGACUUGGAUGGUACAUGUAGGCAAUGUUGUUGGAGGCGGUUCAGUCGUCAAUGGCAUGCAGUGGGAUAGGGGCUCUGAUGCGGAUUACGAUGCAUGGGAACAGUUGGGAAACCCGGGUUGGGGAUAUGAGGACCUAGCAAAGUACUUCAAAAAGUCCACUCACUUUGACGGCCCUUCAGAAGCGGUUCGCCGUCAUUUCAACAUGACGUUCGAUGCUAAUGCAUAUGGCGACGGGCCAGUAAAGGUAUCGAUACCCAGCUACCAGUAUGAAGACUACGUCGACAUCAUGGGAUCUUUUGUAUCUAGGACCGACAUACCCCACUCGCCGGAAGGCUUCAGUAGACCCAUUGGCACAUUCUGGACGCCAAACUCCAUUGACAACUCGACUAAGCAGCGCAGCCAUGCUCGCAGAGCUUACUACGACCCAGUUCAAACACGCACUAACUUGCAUCUUUUGACCAACACUCACGUGGAUGAAAUUCUGUUCAAGAAUAGUAGUACGCUUGUAGCCAGUGGUGUUAAGUGUACGUCCAACGUCGAUUCCUCCACCGGAUCUGUACACGCAACGAAAGAGGUCAUCCUGGCAGCUGGAGGUGUCUUUACACCACACCUGCUCAUGCUGUCCGGAAUUGGUCCCAAGGACGAACUAUCUGCCGCUAAGAUCACCGUGAAGAAAGACCUCCCGGCUGUCGGUUCGAACUUCCAGGAUCAUCAAGCCUUGUACAUGCGUUUUAACCUCUCAAAUCAGUCCGUUCCGAACCCAGACAUGCUCGUUACGACACCCGACCUAGCUUUUAACGCCACAGCUGCCGAGCUGUAUGCUGCUAAUCGCACUGGACCGUGGACCUUUGGGAGAGGCAAUGCAGCGCUCUUCCUUGCAUUCAAAGACUUUUCCGCCAAGUAUGCUGAUAUAACUGCCAUUGUCUCUGGACAGAAUGCAACUGCAUACUUACCGCAACGCUACUCGAAGAUUGACACUCUGCUGAAGGGCUUCAUGGCACAGCGUAAGAUCCUGGUCGACCACUAUCUCUCCGAAUAUGCAGCGACCGGCGAAUACCCGAUCCAACCUUGGGGUCGAGCGACUACUGCCGUGCAGAAGCCUCUCUCUCGAGGCACUCUCUCCCUCAACACUACGAAUCCAUCGGCGAACCCGAUCGUCGUUCGAAACGCAUUCCAAAACCCAGUCGAUAAGCUAGUUCUUGGCGAACUGGUGCGGUGGAACAGGCAGCACUGGACCAACGCGCCCCAGCUCCAGCGCUACGCCCCCGUCGAGACCGUGCCAGGUGCCCAAUAUCAGACUGAUGACGAGAUCUUUGACGCCAGUAUCAAAGCAGCUGCCUUAGAUCCAACCUAUGCGCAUUCGAGCGGUGCAUGUGCGCUUAUGCCCGAAGAGUUGGGUGGUUGUGUGGAUCCACAAUUGAGGGUCUACGGAGUAGAAAGGCUGAGGGUCGUAGACGCGAGCAUCCUGCCCUUGAUACCGGCAGCGCACUUGCAGGCAACGAUGUAUGCUGUUGCUGAGAAGGCCGCAGAUAUAAUCAAAGAGAAUGAAAAGGCGUAG